AUGGCACCGACACCAGCAAACAACAUCGCCUACACCGCGCCGAUCAACCCGGGCUCCGUCACGCCCGUCCUGACCUACGCCCAAGUCUGGGCGGGGCUCGAGAGGAAAAUCAGGGCGGGCGAAGAGUUCGUGGGCGGGGCCAUCAUCUCGACCGACGUGCUCAGCGAGUCUGAGACCGAACACGGGCAGCCGGUGACCAUGCGCGAAGUGGUGUUCCGCGAAGGCAACCGACGGGUGCAGGAGCGGUGCAUCGCCUUCAAGCCCAUGAAGGUUGAGUUCCACCAGCACGACGGCUCCAAAGUGCAGAACAUCGUCAGCGAAGGUGCAAAUGGCGAGCUGUACAUGACAUAUGCGUUUGAGUGGUUGCAUCCGGAGUUGGAUGCCGACGGCCUGGAGAAGCGGAAGGUGCAGGAGUGGAAGAUUGGGAAGAUGGCGGUCGAGAAGACGAUUGAGGUUAUGAGGCAGAUGGUUGUUGAUGGCCGGCUGAAGUAA
Molecule: messenger RNA, 492 nt
Organism: Exophiala aquamarina CBS 119918
Lineage: Eukaryota; Fungi; Ascomycota; Eurotiomycetes; Chaetothyriales; Herpotrichiellaceae
Exons: 1
Coding region: 1-492 (163 amino acids)
Source: RefSeq, a predicted model, not a curated record